This is a messenger RNA of Diaporthe citri, 174 nucleotides long. RefSeq lists its product as uncharacterized. NCBI's taxonomy places the organism in Eukaryota, Fungi, Ascomycota, Sordariomycetes, Diaporthales, Diaporthaceae. The coding region runs from base 1 to 174 and encodes 57 amino acids. The record is from RefSeq and is a predicted model, not a curated record. The transcript is spliced from 3 exons.
AUGAGCGACUCGUGGCUUUCUCAGUACAAUAGGUCAGCGGCUACGAGCAGGAGCUCGCUGUCAGGUAUUCAGUAUUCCAGCCACAUCCGCCGUGAGCUCUCGGUCUCGGAACCUUGGGCCUCCGACUACGGGGAGACCGACGACUCUGCGGCCUCGUCCCAAUUUUCUUGCUGA